This is a messenger RNA of Hydractinia symbiolongicarpus, 2871 nucleotides long. RefSeq lists its product as uncharacterized. The transcript is spliced from 2 exons. The coding region runs from base 1 to 2871 and encodes 956 amino acids. NCBI's taxonomy places the organism in Eukaryota, Metazoa, Cnidaria, Hydrozoa, Anthoathecata, Hydractiniidae. Gene Ontology annotation, molecular function: catalytic activity. The record is from RefSeq and is a predicted model, not a curated record.
AUGGCCCCUGAGCAACCAGAUUUGGAGAAUAAUAUUGAUAAAAUGCAUCGUUUACGUCGAGACCAACCAAAAAAUGUUUUUAUUGGUUAUAUAAACAUCAACUCAAUUCGUAAUAAGUUUGAGAGUUUCAAGUGUGUUAUGGGUGAUCUCUUUGACGUCAUAACAGUUGCAGAAACAAAGCUGGAUAGUUCAUUUCCUUCAAGUCAAUUUGUAAUGGAUGGUUACUCGAAUCCAUAUCGUUUAGACAUCAGCGCGAAUAGAGGUGGAUUGUUAACUUUUGUUAAGAGUGACAUCCCAUCACGUCGUCUUGAGCAGUUUAUCUUAAACCCUAAUAUUCAAGUUACAAUUGUUGAAUUAAGACUACGAAAACAAAAAUGGUUAGUAUGCAGUAUUUAUAGACCACCAAGUCAAAACUCCAAAUAUUUUUUGUCUCAACUUUCAGAAGCUCUAGAUUUCUAUAAUUAUGAUAAUAUCUUGAUAAAUGGUGAUUUCAACCUAGAUCCAGCUGAUACUGAUUUAGGGGAGUUUUUACUAACUCACUCCCUUUAUAAUCACAUGAAGGAGAAAACUUGUUGGAAGUCCUCUUCAGGAUCUUGCAUUGAUUUGAUUCCUUCCAACAGGAAACACUCUCUCAUGCAUACAGGAGCGGCUGUAACUGGGUUGAGUGAUUAUCAUUCCUUAGUUUAUACAAUGCUUAAAACACAAUAUGUCAAACUACCACCACUUAAAAUUAGUUACCGGUGCAAUAAGAAUUUUGAUGAAACUUAUUUUUUAGAGGAUAUUUCUCGGUCUAUGACCAAUAUCUCAAAUUAUGAUGAUUUUCAUAGUAUAUUUACAUCUUUAUUAGAUAGGCAUGCUCCAUUGAAAACCACGUUUCUCAGGGCAAAUAAUAGGCCCCAUGUCUCUAAAACUCUCAGAAAAGCGAUCAUGAAACGUUCGCGUCUUAAAAGGGUAGCUAACACUUCCGGGAAAGACGAUGAUGUGAGAGCAUUUAAAAAACAAAGAAACUUGGUGGUCAAUAUAAAUAGGCAGGACAAGAAAACUUUCUUUUCCAACUUUGCCCGAAGUAAUAUGAGUAAAGGUUUUUGGAAAUCGGUAAAACCUUUGUUUAAUGAAAAAGCCAAAUAUGGUAAAGAAAGAAUUACUCUUGUUGACAAAGACAUAUUAUAUAAUAAUGAUAGUGAUAUUGCAAACAUAUUUAAUGAAUAUUUUAAUAAAAUUACUGACAACCUUAACAUGCCACACAUUCCUCAAGCUCUUUCAUCCGAGUGUGAUGCUGUUCUUGCUGCAGUUGAGAAUUAUGCGUCUCACCCUAGUGUCCUCUUCAUUAAAUCGAAGAAACAGACACAUACUUUUGAGUUGUCUCCAAUUUGUGAGGAUGUCAUGUUUAAGGAAAUUCUUGCGUUAGAUGAUAGCAAGAAAGUCAGUGGUUCGAUUCCAACGAAGAUGCUUAAAUUAGCUGCUAGAUAUUGUGUUCCAUCUUUAUAUAAUAAGGGUAGCUCCACAGACAAGGUAAAUUAUAGACCUGUCAGGUUGUUACCAACUGUUUCCAAAGUAUUUGAGAGAAUUUUAGCCAAACAACUGUUACCAUUCUUCAACACCUUUUUGUCUAAAUAUCUUUGUGGAUUUCGAAAGAGUUACAGCUGUCAGUAUGCUAUUUUAAAUAUGCUUCAAAAGUGGCAAGAAUGUCUCUCAAAAUCUAAAAAAGUCGGUGCAAUUUUGAUGGAUUUAUCCAAAGCGUUUGAUUGUCUCCCUUUUGGUCUUUUAAUUGCAAAACUGGAGGCAUAUGGCGUUGGAUAUAAUACAUUAAAAAUUGUACUGAGCUAUCUAUCAAACAGGAAACAUCGAGUGAGGUUAGGCUCCUCGGUUAGUGAGUGGUUAGAAACUUUGUUAGGAGUUCCUCAAGGCUCUGUCCUAGGACCGAUAUUAUUCAAUGUGUUUAUUAAUAAUUUGUUGUUCCUGUUAUUAGAGGGUGAUAUCUGCAACUUUGCCGACGACAACACCAUUUUUAGUUGUAAGAGUAGCAUUACUGCUGUUCUAGAAAGUUUGCACUCUGACAUAGUCAAAGUGGUAAACUGGUUCAACUCAAAUGGUAUGGUUGCAAAUCCAAGCAAGUUUCAGAUGAUAAUUCUGGGAGCUGAUGUUGGCAAUAUCAGCAUUCAGAUUGGCUCAUCUUCUAUUGCUCCAUCCAAACAAUUUAAGUUACUAGGUAUUACUCUGGAUGAAAAACUUUCAUUUUACCCUCACGUAAAAGGGAUGUGCAAAAGUGCUUCCUCAAAGACAAAAGCACUCCUGAGGAUACGAAAUUUUCUCAAACAGGAUCAGAUUGAUUUAUUAUUUAACUCAUUUAUUUUACCUUGUUUCAAUUAUUGCCCCAUUGUAUGGAUGUUCUGCAGCAAACAGGCACACAAUCUCAUUUCGGCAACCCAUAAAAGAACGUUGUGUGCAAAAACUGGUCUGGUGCAGAAAACCUAUACAGAAAUACUGGAAAUAUCUAGUAUGAUGCCUAUCCAUGAUAGAAAUCUGAAAAGCCUUGUAACUGAAGUUUAUAAGUGUCUUCAUGGAUUGAACCCUGAACUAAUGUGGGAUAUUUUUCGAAAGAAGGAGAUUACUUACAGUCUUAGGCGUGGUACUGUACUGGUCAUUCCACCUUCUAAAAGCAGUAUCGGGCAGAAUUCUUUUCAAUUUCGCGCUAGCCUAGCCUGGAAUUACCUACCUGCGUGUGUCAAAAAUGUGACAGAUCUAAAAGAAUUCAAAUCUGUUAUCAGGCACGUUGAAAUAUACUGCCAAUGUAAACUCUGUGCUGCUCAUUCGGGGAUCAAUAUACACUUAGUAUUUACAUGUUUUAAUUUGAUAGUUGGUGUAAAUUAG